GAAGAGUCGGCGGCGGGUCUCCCGGAUCGAAACAACUGAUGUGAAAAUACGACUACAAAUUGAAGGAAAUAUAAUCAUUAAAAUCAACUUGUUCGGCCAACAAUGAAUCUUGAACUGCUCGAAUCAUUUGGGCAGAACUAUCCAGAGGAGGCCGAUGGAACGCUGGACUGCAUCAGCAUGGCGCUCACCUGCACCUUCAACCGCUGGGGGACCCUCCUGGCGGUGGGCUGCAACGACGGCCGCAUCGUCAUCUGGGACUUCCUGACGCGCGGCAUCGCCAAGAUCAUCAGCGCGCACAUACACCCCGUCUGCUCCUUAUGUUGGAGUCGAGACGGCCACAAGCUGGUGAGCGCGUCCACGGACAACAUCGUGUCACAGUGGGACGUGCUGACGGGCGACUGCGACCAGCGCUUCCGCUUCCCCUCGCCCAUCCUCAAGCUGCAGUGUCACCCCAGAGACAUGGACAAAGUGUUGGUGUGUCCCAUGAAGUCAGCGCCGGUGCUGCUCACCCUGUCCGACUCCAAACACGUGGUCCUGCCCGUGGACGACGACUCGGAUCUGAACGUGGUGGCGGCCUUCGACAGGCGGGGCGAGUACAUCUACACCGGCAACGCCAAAGGAAAGAUUCUGGUGUUGAACACGAACACUCAGGACCUGGUGGCGUCAUUCCGAGUGACCACUGGCACCAGCAACACGACUGCCAUCAAAUCCAUUGAAUUUGCACGCAAGGGCAGUUGCUUCCUCAUCAACACGGCGGACCGCAUCAUUCGGGUGUACGACGGCAGGGAGAUCCUGACCUGCGGGCGCGACGGUGAGCCGGAACCCAUGCAGAAGCUCCAAGACCUGGUCAACAGGACUCCGUGGAAGCGCUGCUGCUUCUCCGGGGACGGCGAGUACAUUGUGGCCGGCUCGGCCCGCCAGCACGCCCUUUAUAUCUGGGAGAAGAGCAUCGGCAACCUGGUGAAGAUCCUGCACGGCACCCGAGGGGAGCUGCUGCUGGACGUGGCCUGGCAUCCCGUGCGUCCCAUCAUCGCCUCCAUCUCAAGCGGAGUGGUGUCCAUCUGGGCCCAGAACCAAGUGGAAAAUUGGAGCGCUUUUGCGCCGGACUUCAAAGAGCUAGAUGAGAACGUCGAGUAUGAGGAGCGCGAGUCCGAGUUUGACAUCGAGGACGAGGACAAGAGUGAACCGGAGCAGACGGGUGCGGACGCGGCCGAGGACGAGGAGGUGGACGUCACCACGGUGGACCCCAUCGUGGCUUUUUGCAGUAGUGAUGAGGAGCUGGAGGAUUACAAGGCUCUGCUGUACCUUCCCAUCGCCCCUGAGGUGGAAGACCCCGAGGAGAACCCCUUUGGCCCCCCGCCAGACUCCACACCCCAGGCGGGGGCCGCUGAGGAGGCGCAGGCGGGCGGUGACAAGAAGCAGCGGCCGGGGUCAUCCGAGGGCGGCCCGGCCAAGAAGAAGGCACGCACUACCAACAUCGAACUGCAGGGGGUGCCGGUUGAUGAGGUGCACCCCCUACUGGGCGUGAAGGGGGACGGCAAGUCAAAGAAGAAGGCGGCGGGCCGGCCCAAAGGCUCCAAAGGUAAAGACAAAGACUUCCCCUUCAGGCCCAAGCCCUACAGGGGGGGUGAGCGGCCGUCUUUCGCCAUGGAGGUCCUGGGCAGCUCUGGCCCGGGAGGCGGAGGAGGAGGAGGGAUGAAGGGCAGGGCAGAGGGGGGCCUGGCCACAGGGACGCUGGUGACUCAGACGUACAAGCAGCACGACAUAGGAGGCAUGGACUGAGGCGACGAGACAAAGGGAUGUGCAGAUUCCCGCUGUCGCGUACAGACUGUGAGCAAGCAAGAAAACGUGCUCUUUCCACUCCCCGUCACAAGAGGGAAACUCCGGCCCACCAACAGUAGAGAUCACGUCAUCUGUACGGUUCGUCUCGUAGACAAUUGUGUCCUCGGUGUGUGUGUGAGUGUGUGUGCGCGCGUGUGUGUGUGUGUGUGUGAGUGAGAUGUCUUUUUUUGUUUUUAUAUAUAUUAAAACAUUUUGGAUUCAUAAA
Messenger RNA from Phycodurus eques (leafy seadragon), 2047 nucleotides. It is a transcript of the gene rbbp5, whose product is annotated as retinoblastoma binding protein 5. Gene Ontology annotation, molecular function: protein binding. The record is from RefSeq and is a predicted model, not a curated record. Gene Ontology annotation, cellular component: Set1C/COMPASS complex. Bases 103 to 1782 code for a protein of 559 amino acids. The transcript has 14 exons. NCBI's taxonomy places the organism in Eukaryota, Metazoa, Chordata, Actinopteri, Syngnathiformes, Syngnathidae.